Molecule: messenger RNA, 741 nt
Organism: Cercopithifilaria johnstoni
Lineage: Eukaryota; Metazoa; Nematoda; Chromadorea; Rhabditida; Onchocercidae
Source: the annotation of a GenBank genome assembly
AUGGGAUUCCUGCGAUCGGGGCAAAAAAAACAAAUCAUUCUGGAACGUCGGCCAGGUAAACCUGGAAAAACUUUUCUGGUGGUGGAAUAUAUCGUAGCACCAAGCGGGUUUGAUCCCAGGAUGCCAUUUGUGGAAGGUGCCGAAGUUGGACAAGUCAAAAUUCUAGUUAUAGCAUAUAGAGACAUUGCACCGCAUUUACAAGGGAAAGCUGUCACUCAACAUGGACAGAAGUUAAGGGCACCAGUAAUGAUUAAUGAUGAAAAAAUUGAACGUGAAAUUGAGGAAUUAUAUGGGAUAAAAGAUGCGCCACAAUCAAUGUUUAAAUUUGAUGAUAAAUCGUCAGAUAUUGAUGAGAAAGAUGAUGAAGAAAGAAAAGUGGAAGAUAAAAUAAAACGAUCGCAUGAAAAGAUUCAUUCAUCAAAAAAACUGACAAUAUCUUCUCAACCAACGAAAAAUGUGACAGUGGCGGAUGUUGAAUAUAAUGCUGAUGAUACUCGCAGCGCUGUUGGAGUUAUUGAUAGUAAUGAUAGUGGUGGUAGACUAGAGUUAAUUAGAAUAAUUAAAGACGAAGUAGAAAAGAUUUCUGAAGAAUUUGAAAUAAUGAAAUCUCUUAUCGCAGAACAGCAAAGAAAAGUAGAUGAUAAGUUAGAAAAAGCGCUAUCUGACUUGCCGUAUAUGAAAUUUGUCCUUAUUUUAAUAGUUACCCUAUUCGUCCUUCAUGUAUCGCUUCUUCGAAGUUAA